AUGGCGAGGGGCACACGCACGAAUUGCCACUCGAUGGGAAGUUUCAAAUGUGAAGACGCCCCAUCAAGUGGUAACAUGACGACGACCUGCGGUUGCCUUCACAAAGUUGCAAAAAAAAGGAACCCCAUUUGUGAUUGUAGAGGUGGCCAUAUGCCCAAUUGCAACCAGUGCAGACUGUAUGACCUGUUCAGGCGAAAUAACAGAGCGCUGUCAGAGGCCUAUUUUACCCUUUUGAUGAACUCCUGCGGGAAUGACUUUCACAGGAGAGGUAGCAACCAGCUACGGAUGGACAAUAUGGUGCCAAGUGACCGCCCACCCGACGAGGCGUGCAAAGUUGUGAACGUCCGGAACGUGCUGGACAACCAGCUGGCGUCGAACUACAUAGACGUGGACGCGAGCCCCCAGUGGGUGCGCGGCAGCCUCCCCGACUGUGCGGUUGGAAGUGGUGAUGGGAAGAAGGAGAAGCAUACGCGUAAGCAGGAGCGUAAGCGAAAGGGGGUCAGCCGCUUGAACGGUGAAGUAGACCACUCGAAUGAUGGACCACCGCGCGAAGAGGACCCUAGGGGGGACGAAAGAGAGACGGUCCAAAGAGUCGCUCCUGGAAAGAGCAGCCACCUGUUUUGCGAAGCCAACAAGUUUGGGAACUCAAAUGGGAGCGAACAGGGCCGCAGAGUGUAUCAUGUGUCUAGCAAGGAUGAACAAAUUUGCGUCUUCCCCCAGGAGGAGCAAAACAGCCUCGAAGGAAUCAUCAUGGGAAGCACAAGCAGCAUGCGAAGUGAAGACCGUAACGUUGAUAGGCCCUCUCAGGAGAGUAGCAAGGACUACCAUUGCCAUCGAAGUGCAGACGGAAGCAACCCAAACGAUGCACCGCCCAAUCGGAAGAAGAAAAAGGAGAAGAACAGCAGCAGCCAAAAGGAGUUCAGUGGGACAAACAAGCAGAAAAGAAAAAAAAAAAAAAAAAAAAUACUUAAUGUGCAAAAGUACUACGAGAGCAAUUCGGCCAACCUGUUCUGGAGUGACCUUCGAAAUUUGGGCAUACCGCAGGUGGAGCAGCUGACCGGGGUGGCGGAGAUGACGCAGGUGGAACGGCUGACCCAGGUGGAGCAGCUCACUCAUGCGAUGCACGCGGGUGGAGGCAGCCGAGAGGACGGGCCCAUUCAGGACAACCAGUUUGGCAACGUGAACCUACAGAGUACGCACAUAAAAAAAUACGAGCUACGGACCAAAAGAAAAGUUAAAUACGCUUGGCCAUCCAUAAUUAAGAAGCUACGGAGAGACGACUCGCGCUUGGUGUAUGACCCCUUUUUAUACAAUAGCACUUGGCGGAUAAAGAAGGCUUGA
Plasmodium vivax (malaria parasite P. vivax) is the source of this 1341-nucleotide messenger RNA. RefSeq lists its product as hypothetical. Lineage: Eukaryota; Apicomplexa; Aconoidasida; Haemosporida; Plasmodiidae. The transcript is spliced from 2 exons. Bases 1 to 1341 code for a protein of 446 amino acids. The record is from RefSeq and is a predicted model, not a curated record.